AUGUUUACCGGAGUGACACCGGAGUCGCUCAUUCCUCGUUCAGACUCGCGAAAUCCGGCGACCACGUGCAAAGGCCUUACACAAUCCGGGCGACCAUGCAAACGGCCUAUCGACGCGAAGGAGCCUGAAGGCGAUGGUGUCCUCGCCGUAACGUCUGUAGCUGGAGAUGAUAGCGGGGAGGAGAUUGGCGCAGCGGCGUAUUUCUGCUGGCAGCACAAAGACCAGGCGGAAACGCUGGCAGCGAAAGAAUCGACGGGACCAGCGACCGAGUUAUACCCGCUGAAAGAGAGGACCAGCAUUGAUACACUGGUGCAACGGCUGGGUGUUCUGGAUGUUGAGGAGCAGAACGAAGCCGCUCCACGCAAGAGGAGGAGCAGUGGCCAUAGAAGACGAUCUGGGUCUCGACCACCCAGGCGAAUCAACCGGCCACCGACGUGGGAUGCUGUCCAGGGCCCUCUGAUGUCUGUACCCAGCGAUGUAAUGGCAGACAGGAAACGAAGAGACCGGCCAUCGAAAUCGGUACCACCAGCAGUGAAAAAGCUAGGCUUCUGGGCAUCGCUGUGCUGUGGAUCUGCAGAUGAGGAGGUUUCCAACAACCCCAGCUCCGACUCCGAAACCGCCACACUCCUGCGCUACAUCCCCACAUCCGUCCCCCCGAAACUCGCCUCAACCCUGCUAGCCGAACUCUCCAAGCCCAUCUCCCCCCACGACGAAGAAGGCUUCAUCUACAUCUUCUGGCUCACGCCCGAAGCCGCGGGCCCGGCGCCCGCAUCCGCAGCCAGUAAUUUGCUGGCGCCACGGGGAGAAGGGUCGAGGAGACGGACGUCGGAUGUCAUGAGGCAGUAUUCUGUGAAGGAGAAAAAGGGCGAGAAAGGUGGGGACAAGGGAGAGAAGGGAGGGAAAGAUACAAUCCUACUCAAGAUAGGCAGGGCGAAUAAUGUGCAUCGGCGGAUGAAUGAGUGGACGAAACAAUGCGGGUAUAGUCUUUCGCUUGUGCGGUACUAUCCGCAUGUUUCGUCUGCGACGCCAUCGCCUGCGGGGUCGAGGCAGCCGUCGCAUCAGGGGCGGGGAUCAGCGGGUGGUGCUGAUGGUAAGUUGCAAACUGGGGGUGAAGGGGCGGCAGCGGGAGUGCGCAAGGUACCGCAUGCACAUCGGGUGGAGCGCAUGAUUCAUUUGGAAUUGGGGGAGCAGCGGGUGAUUAAGCAGUGUGAGGCGUGUGGGAAGAGCCACAAGGAGUGGUUUGAGGUCGAGGCGACGAGGGAGGGGAUCAAGAAGGUGGAUGAGGUUGUGAAGAGGUGGGUUGAGUGGGCGGAGAAGCGGAAUGAAUGA
Molecule: messenger RNA, 1329 nt
Organism: Bipolaris victoriae FI3
Lineage: Eukaryota; Fungi; Ascomycota; Dothideomycetes; Pleosporales; Pleosporaceae
Exons: 2
Coding region: 1-1329 (442 amino acids)
Source: RefSeq, a predicted model, not a curated record